CCCUUUAAGGGCUGUUCCCGGAAGUUCGGCGGCUUCCGGGUUUGGGACUGAAAAAACCUCCAGGGAUAAAAUGUCCCAUCAAACUGGGAUCAGCGUUUCACCAGAUUUACAGCGAGUGUUUUCCCAAUCUAAGGAUGGUUCGGUCAGACUGAUCCAGGUCCUCAUCGAGAAUGAGCUCCUCGUGCCAGGCGAGCGUCGGAAGCCGGGCCUGGCCUGGGACCAAGAUUACGAUGAGCUGGUGCUGCCUCUUCUUAGCAAGACCCAGCCCUGCUACCUCCUGUACUGUCUGGACAGCCGCAACGCCCAGGGGCUGGAGUGGAUCUUCAUAUCCUGGACCCCCGAGAUCUCAUCCGUGCGACAGAAGAUGUUGUACACAGCGACCAGGGCCACACUGAAGAAGGAGUUUGGCGGUGGACACAUCAAGGAUGAGAUCUCUGCUACGCUGUUGGAGGACAUCACUCUGAGCGGCUACCGAAACCACCUGGCCUCGGAUGCAGCCCCCCCACCCCUGACAGCCGCCGAACAGGAACUGCAACAGCUCAAGAUCAACGAGGUAACCCACCACCCCCCCACAACGCACCGCCUUGUGACUGUCCCUUUCUGCCUGUGUCUGUGUAUACAGUUGCCACCGCUGUCUCUGUUCGAAGACAACGUCAGUGAAGGUAACAUCUACGCCAUUCAGACUGUCGUAAUAACUGAGGAGGCUCUGCAGACUUGCACCAUUUAUGGUGAAGGGGUUGGUUGUGCCUUCAACUGGAGAUCAGAAGAUAGCCCUGGAAGGGGAACUGAAUUUCCUUGUGAAGGAGACAGAGUUUUGACAGGCUUCGUGACAGCGAUUGAUGAUGUAGGGGCUGAGUGA
Molecule: messenger RNA, 859 nt
Organism: Carcharodon carcharias (great white shark)
Lineage: Eukaryota; Metazoa; Chordata; Chondrichthyes; Lamniformes; Lamnidae
Product: twinfilin-2-B-like
Exons: 6
Coding region: 71-859 (262 amino acids)
Biological process (GO): actin filament depolymerization; positive regulation of neuron projection development; regulation of lamellipodium assembly
Cellular component (GO): actin filament; cytoplasm; myofibril
Molecular function (GO): actin filament binding; actin monomer binding
Source: RefSeq, a predicted model, not a curated record